Pyricularia pennisetigena is the source of this 2058-nucleotide messenger RNA. RefSeq lists its product as uncharacterized. The coding region runs from base 1 to 2058 and encodes 685 amino acids. The record is from RefSeq and is a predicted model, not a curated record. NCBI's taxonomy places the organism in Eukaryota, Fungi, Ascomycota, Sordariomycetes, Magnaporthales, Pyriculariaceae. The transcript has 5 exons. Gene Ontology annotation, biological process: proteolysis. Gene Ontology annotation, molecular function: cysteine-type peptidase activity.
AUGAAUGCGCAAAAGGGAACCGAGAGGCUCGCUUCAGUCGAGGAGAGGCAUUCUGAUAGUCCUCAUACCCCAGAAACCUUGGCUGGCGAGCUGCUCAACCAGCCGGCCGUUGACCGUUUCAAAGAGCUCGUCGUCGCUUGGAGAACACCACGCAACCAGAAGUUCUCUUGCCUCGACGUUGAUGAACCAGAUCCGACCAAGGCGACUGCCGCAUAUUUCAAGCUCAGUCUUCACCACGAGUCCUCGUCAGCUCUUCAAGCCCUGUUUUCCUUGGUAGCCCUUAUCCAAGCAAACAAACGGUUAGAUGAGCUGAAGCCAGCUGAGAGCAAGUACAGACCUCGAUCUGCACUCAAAAAAGCUUACGAACAGCUUGACAGCAAAGUAAAAUACAAGACUUUCCGCAACCGCCUAUCUGCAGCCAGAUCACUCGAUGAACAGCUGAGGGGACUCGUCGUCUUCCUUCCAUUCAAAUCCUAUGAGCAGAGAGGCUAUGGGAACAAGUUGGUGGUACGAAAAGAGGUCAAGGCUCCUCGGCAGAGGAACAAUAUUGACUGCGGAGUCUACGUGCUGGCGUUCGCCGACAAGAUCUUGGAGGAUACUCAUAAGUUUGUCACAGCAGUCAACCUUGGAGAAGAUCUCGACUGGGAAGUUGAUGCAGCAAAACUUCGGAAUAAAAUAAAAAUCUUCCUUAGCACGGCUUCCAAUAAUGCUAGGAGCGGCAGGAUCGCAAGUGAUAGCGACUGUGAUAUGGAGGACGUUGUGACUGAGGCCGUCGAAAUCUACGCCACUAUGGAUGACAAUGAGAAGAAAACGUCUGAUAGAUCAACUAUUGUCGCCCCUUCGACUUCACCCAAGUCAAGAGCACCUGAUGGCCCUGCCUCCGCGAGGCUAUCAUCUGCCGUUUCGUCCCCAAGCUAUACGAUUUCGCGGGUGCCGUCUGAAUCAUUGGGGCCGGAUGUGGAUAACGCGACCGAAAAGACUCCUGCCGUAAUCGCCGGCACCAGGAUUACAGGCGCUGAAUGUCCCGCCGGUCCGACGCUGGAAACAAAGUCGUGCGACCCGACCGAGUCGACGGGAUUCUCGCAACCAUCGUCGCCGGCCUCUGCUCAAUCAUCACCAUCGCACAUCGACACCUUGGGAAACAAACGUGCCAUGUCCCACGAUUCGUCACCGAGGAAGAGAGCGAGCCCUAUUGACGGAGAUGUUGCCAGCGUCUUGGCUACACCGCUUCGCCCUGUAUCACCAGCAUCAAUAACUGUUGGUGACGAGGACGACGGCGACAAGAUUAAUGAGAAUGGCGAUCAGGAGGGCGAGGUCGACGCCUACACUGAAACCAAUUUCUCGACUGUCGGCCUUUCAGGGCCGCCCAUCUCGUGGAAGCGGAAGGCUGAAUAUGGAGAUCCCCUGCAGUCGGACCUUGUUCUGAUACCUAUCUACGAAAAUGAUCACUGGUACCUCUUGGUCAUGUAUAAGUCGGACAUUGGAGAUAGGGCGCAAAAGGAUCGAGUAGUCUGUUUUCUCGACCCUUUAGAGUCAACCUCACGGUCCUAUGAACGUACUUUUACAUAUUGGACGUGGUACCUCAGCGAUCUCGGUUAUCAAGGAGCUGUGCACCGAAAACAGAUCACGUUUCCCCAACAGCUCAACUUUGUUGACUGCGGAGUCUUCAGCAUUGCAUUCGCCUACCAGAUUGCUGAGAAUCGUCAGAGGUUUGUCAAUGCUGUCGAGAGCGGGACAGGUCUAGACUGGACCAUCGACGCACCCAAGUGGCGUAUAUAUAUACGGUCUGAGCUAGAGCCCACCUACGACGACAGUUCCGCUACUCUAUAUUACAAACCUAAAAAUACCAGGGAGGGCAAUGACAAUGCCCGCAUAGAGGUGGUUUCGGCCUGCCAUGCCUUAAAGGCUCUGCCGAAAGCUUCGAAGCAAGCCCUGCCGUUAGCGACAAUUGCGUCUUCCGUGGACGCCGCUGUGGAUCCAGACCUCGUGAUGGGCCAUAACAUGACUAUGGCCAGUGUGCUUGCUGCUUCAUCCCCCCUGAAUCACCAUCAUUGCUAA